Molecule: messenger RNA, 633 nt
Organism: Dictyostelium discoideum AX4
Lineage: Eukaryota; Evosea; Eumycetozoa; Dictyosteliales; Dictyosteliaceae
Exons: 2
Coding region: 1-633 (210 amino acids)
Source: RefSeq, a predicted model, not a curated record
AUGAGAAUAUCAAUUUUUAUUUUAUUAAAUAUUAUUAUUAGUAGUGCUAUUGUAAAUUGUGCAACAUAUGUUAAUUUUACACCACACCCAAAAUGUGAUACAGAUAAACAAGAAUCAGGUAUUGGAUAUUCAUGGGAAACCAAUACAUGUAUACAUUUGUAUGAUGGUUCAUAUUAUGUAUCAAUUGAUCCAAAUGAUAAAAACUCUGUUAAUAUGUUAUUCUUUAAUAAUCCAAAUUCAAAUUGUGGACAUGGUGAAACUAAUGUUUCAAGAAGUUAUGAAGUUGGUAAUUGUUAUCAAGUUGCAUGGUAUUAUGAUCCAGCAUUUUAUAAUGUGGUUAAUUAUGCAGUUAUGUCAAUUGUGGAAGAUCCUGGAUAUGUUAAUCCAGAGGGAUAUCGUUAUACAUUAUAUCAAAUGGAUGAUACUGACUGUCAAGGUAAUCCAUUGUUCUCUUAUUAUUAUACAAAUGGUAUAACAUUUAAGAAUACAUUACAAACUUUUACCUAUGAUUGUGAACAAGGUAUUCCAUAUGAAUAUGUUUGUACUGAAAAUGUAUCAUGUAUCAACACAACCACUGAAUUCCAAUGCCAAAAAUCUAAUGAUGGUAAAAAUUUAUAUUCAACAACUUGUUAA